CUCCUCGAGGAGCGGACUAAACCUCCAGAGCUCAGCAUCUAAAAACUCCUUCACUUUCUUUCCGUUUUUUUAUAAUUGUUUGUAUUGUUGUUGUUGUUGUUGUUUACCUCCACAACAACACUCCGGACUCUCUGGACCUCUGGGCUCCUCGUUUUCUCCUCAGGUGAUGACCUCGCUGCUGUUCCCUGCCGUGAUGAAGGACCUCUCCUCCUCCUCCUCCUCCUCCUCUCCGCUGGGCUCCCUCCUCCACUACCCGUCCUCCAAGUCCGCCGACCCCGCCUCCUCCACGCCGCCGGGGUCGUCGCCCCCUCCGGCCAAAGCCCCGCCCUUCUGCCUGCAGACGGCGCCGCACCUCCUCGCCAGCCUGCAGCUGCAGAAGCUCAACUCUCACUACCAGAACCUCUCCGGGCCCUCGGCGCCGCCCGGCGGCCCCCAGAGGAGCUUCGGGGCCUCGCCGCCGGGCGCCGGGGGCCAACUCCACGGGGCGUCCGGCGGCGUCGCCGCGGGCAACCAGGGCCCCGGCGCCAUCAUCGACUUCGACCCCGUGGACGAGGAGGUGCUCAUGGCGCUGGUGCUGGAGCUCGGCCUGGACCGGGCCAACGAGCUGCCGGAGCUCUGGCUCGGACAGAACGAGUUCGACUUCAUGGCCGACGUGGCGGCCGGCUGCUGACCGGCGCCCCCUAGAGGCCGAGACGAGGCGGUUCGAGAGAGAAGGUCGUCCCUCCUCCUUCCUGCUCCUCCUCCGGGAGGAGGCCGGGGGCCGGAGCCGACCGGCGGGGCUCAAGAACCUCGAGGAACAUUCACACCUCAAGAAGAAGAAAGAGCGAGAACACGGAGCUGGAGCUCCGCCCCCCGGAGGCUCCGCCCCCCGGAGGCUCCUCGGCCCUCAGAGAACCGGACAGUCGAACCGACUGUCCGGUUCUCUCCAUGUACUUUUCCUUUUCUGUGUGUGUGUGUGUGUGAGAGAGUGUGUGUAUGUGUGUGUGUGUGAGAGUGU
Messenger RNA from Pseudoliparis swirei, 997 nucleotides. RefSeq names its product Cbp/p300-interacting transactivator, with Glu/Asp-rich carboxy-terminal domain, 1 (gene cited1). Bases 167 to 670 code for a protein of 167 amino acids. NCBI's taxonomy places the organism in Eukaryota, Metazoa, Chordata, Actinopteri, Perciformes, Liparidae. Gene Ontology annotation, biological process: regulation of DNA-templated transcription. The record is from RefSeq and is a predicted model, not a curated record. Gene Ontology annotation, cellular component: nucleus. The transcript is spliced from 2 exons.